UCAAUAUUUGCAACAUAUCUAUGACCUCAGACGUGGAAGAAUCCCAUAGUACGUUAAAUCUUUAUCUUGCAGCUUGCACGGUAAAUAUUGGUGCAUUUGCUGUUGGAUGUGCAAUAACUUGGUCAUCGCCUACCAUAUUUAAGUUAAAAAAUGGUGAUUUGAGCGCUAAUGGGUUGUCUAUUACUGAUACUGAAGGUGCAUGGAUUGCAUCAUUGAUUGCUCUAGGUGCAGCCAUUGGACCUUUAAUAGCCAGAUUCUUAGUUGACAGAAUUGGUCGAAAACGCACAAUAUUAUUUGCAAUAUCUUUACUUACUAUUUCAUGGUUAAUUAUUGGAUUGUUUCCGAAAGUUUUACCCAUCUAUUUAGCCAGAGUUUUGGCAGGGAUAUCUGUGGGUUUAGUGUAUACAGUAAAUCCACUUUAUAUAGCAGAAAUAUCAGAGCCAAGAUACAGGAGUUCAUUAGGGACUUUGAUGCAGUUUUUCUUGUGUACUGGUUUUUUAGUUGAAUACGUAGUCGGCCCACACACCACAUAUUCUGGACUGGUAUUGGUAUCUAUAGGUCCGUCGAUACUCUGUCUUUGUUCUUUCAUAUUGAUGCCAGAAACACCACAAUUCCUAUUAAAACAACCAAAUAGUGAAAAAAAAGCAUUGGAAUCAUUAAGUUGGCUACGUGGUCAUCCUAGAGAUGAUAUUGUUAAGAAAGAGCUUAAUGAAUUGAAGAUAUUAUUAGGUGAAAAUGUGAAACAAAAAACAGGGAUAAAAGAACUGUUUGGAAGUAGAGGAAACAUCAAAGCUUUAUUGAUAUCCUGUAUCAUGGUAGGCUUUCAGCAAGUGAGUGGUAUUAAUGUGGUAUUGUUCUACAGUGAAUCAAUAUUCAAAAGUACAGGGUCAAAUAUUUCAUCUAGCACAAGUUCUAUUAUUGUUGGAUCUGUUAUGGUUUUAGCAGCUAGUAUAACUCCACCAUUUACUAAAAUAUAUGGUAUGAAAGUAUUAUUGUAUAUAUCAACAAUAGGAAUGACGAUCACUUUGAGUGCGUUAGGAUUUUACUUUUUUCUACAAAGCUUAGGACAUAACAUGAUAUCACUGAGUUGGUUACCAAUCACUUGUCUAGUGCUCUACAUAAUAACUUAUUGUUUUGGUAUAGGACCUUUACCUUGGGCUAUAAUGGGUGAAAUGUUUCCAGCCAACUUGAAAGCAAUUGCUUCAGCUUUAACAACAAGCUUUUGUUGGAUAUUAGGAUUUAUUCUGACUAAUAGGUUCAUGAUAUUAUGUGAUACCAUUGGACAACAUUUUACAUUUUGGAUUUUUUCUGGUUUUUGUAUACUAGCAUUUUUAUUUUCUAAGUAUUUAUUACCUAACACAGAAGGAAUGACACUACAAGAGAUUCAAGAUAUGUUACAUAGUCGAAUAACUACACAAAAUUGAAUUAAUUUUAAUAAAAAAUUUUAAAUGAUUUCAGUUUAAAUUGUCAGUAUUUAUAGAAAAUUCAUUGGCAUAUAUUAUAUAAAAAAAAUUUAUUUUAAUACAACAGCAUUUUAAAAUUGUACUAAAAAUAAGUUUAAAAAUGAUUUAAAGAUGUCUUAAGACUUAAUCAAAAAUUUGAAGUCAAAACCAGUGAUAUAGCCAAGGGAGUGCUAAAAGGUCUUUAAUUUAGUAAUACUGUCCCUCUUGUAUUCUUAAAUUUAUAUUUAAAAAUUGAUAUUAGAUAUGAAAUCAGUAAUCUUU
Molecule: messenger RNA, 1724 nt
Organism: Daktulosphaira vitifoliae (grape phylloxera)
Lineage: Eukaryota; Metazoa; Arthropoda; Insecta; Hemiptera; Phylloxeridae
Product: facilitated trehalose transporter Tret1-like
Exons: 6
Coding region: 21-1424 (467 amino acids)
Biological process (GO): transmembrane transport
Cellular component (GO): membrane
Molecular function (GO): transmembrane transporter activity
Source: RefSeq, a predicted model, not a curated record